This is a messenger RNA of Liolophura sinensis, 1422 nucleotides long. RefSeq lists its product as uncharacterized. Bases 1 to 1422 code for a protein of 473 amino acids. Gene Ontology annotation, biological process: cell migration; cell surface receptor protein tyrosine kinase signaling pathway. Lineage: Eukaryota; Metazoa; Mollusca; Polyplacophora; Chitonida; Chitonidae. Gene Ontology annotation, cellular component: plasma membrane; cytoplasm. The record is from RefSeq and is a predicted model, not a curated record. The transcript has a single exon.
AUGCUGACACUGGACCGACCAGUCAGCCUGCUCCAUGCCCGAUCUCUGUAUGAAGCCCCACCCAGCCACUGUGUGCUGACACUGGACCCACCAGUCAGCCUGCUCCAUUGCCAAUCUCUGUAUGAUGCCCCACCCAGCCACUGUAUGCUGACACUGGAGCCACCAGUCAACCUGCUCCAUGCCCGAUCUCUGUAUGACGCCCCACCCAGCCACUGUAUGCUGACACUGGACCCACCAGUCAGCCUGCUCCAUGGCCAAUCUCUGUAUGACGCCCCACCCAGCCACUGUAUGCUGACACUGGACCCACCAGUCAGCCUGUUCCAUGGUCCAUCUCUGUAUGACACCCCACCCAGCCACUGUAUCUUGACACUGGACCGACCAGUCAGCCUGCUCCAUGGCCAAUCUCUGUAUGACGCCCAACCCAGCCACUGUAUGCUGACACUGGACCCACGAGUCAGCCUACUCCAUGCCCGAUCUCUGUAUGACGCCCCACCCAGCCACUGUAUGCUGACACUGGACCGACCAGUCAGCCUGCUCCAUGGGCAGUCUCUGUAUGACGCCCCCCCAAGUCACUGUAUCCUGACACUGGACCGACCAGUCAGCCUGUUCCAUGGCCAAUCUCUGUAUGACACCCCACCCAGCCACUGUAUGCUGACACUGGAUCGACCAGUCAGCCUGCUCCAUGCCCAAUCUCUGUAUGAUGCCCCACCCAGCCACUGUAUGCCGACACUGGACCCACCAGUCAGCCUGCUCCAUGGGCAGUCUCUGUAUGACGCCACACCCAGCCACUGUAUGCUGACACUGGACCCACCAGACAGCCUACUCCAUGGCCAAUCUCUGUAUGACGCCCCACCCAGCCACUGUAUGCUGGCACUGGACCGACCAGUCAGCCUGCUCCAUUGCCAGUCUCUGUAUGACGCCCCACCCAGCCACUGUAUGCUGACACUGGACCCACCAGUCAGCUUGCUCCAUGGCCCAUUUCUGUAUGAAGCCACACCCAGCCACUGUAUGCUGACACUGGACCCACCAGUCAGCCUGCUCCAUUGCCAGUCUCUGUGUGACGCCCCACCCAGCCACUGUAUGCUGACACUGGACCGACCAGUCAGCCUGCUCCAUGGGCAGUCUCUGUAUGACGCCACACCCAGCCACUGUAUGCUGACACUGGACCCACCAGACAGCCUACUCCAUGGCCAAUCUCUGUAUGACGCCCCACCCAGCCACUGUAUGCUGACACUGGACCCACCAGUCAGCCUGCUCCAUUGCCAGUCUCUGUAUGACGCCCCACCCAUCCACUGUAUGCUGACACUGGACCCACCAGACAGCCUGUUCCAUGGCCAAUCUCUGUAUGACGCCCCACCCAGCCACUGUAUGCUGACACUGGACCCACCAGUCAAACCUGCUCCAUGCCCGAUCUCUGUAUGA